AUGGCAUCAGCAACAGUACCACGCAAUUCGGUACAAGCGAAAUCCCUGACCUUGCUGGAACUGUGCCAAACAAUUCAUGAUCUACGUCAUAUGUCAUCACGAGAUACAUCACAAAUCUUAACUCGUCGUUUGUAUUUCCAUCCCGUAAAUACAAAAUCGAGUUACAAGCCACAGUCAUCGAAAUUGAUUGCUCGCGGUAUUCUUCGAACGAACCCAAUGGUUGAAGAGAAACCGACUUCGUCAUUUCGAAAAAGAACGUCUCCUCAUGAUUUGUCUAUUCUUUCAUCUUCAUUUUCACUAGUAUCACGUACACAUUUCAAAACGAAUAUAUGUACGACUACGGAAAAUGAUGAUAAUAAUGAUUUAGAAACAAGCACAAUCACCAGUUCAUUGAAUCAAAUUUCCUUAGCGCCAAUUACUCAACGACCACCUGUAUUAUCGAAAAAGAAAAUGAUGCCAAAUAAAUCGUUAUAUGUUCCGAAUCCAAACAAACGAACAGUUCUAUUAACCGAAAAAAAUGAUAAAAAAAGAAUGAAUGUAUGGAAUUAUCUACAUCAUAAUUUAGAUCGUCCAUUUCCACAGGAUCCACCGACAACUCCUUUGCAUUAUUCAACUGAUUUCGACAUACAAAACCAAAAAAGUUAUUAUUCAUUACCAGAUAUCAUCAAUUGA
Messenger RNA from Adineta ricciae, 672 nucleotides. NCBI's taxonomy places the organism in Eukaryota, Metazoa, Rotifera, Eurotatoria, Adinetida, Adinetidae. The record is from the annotation of a GenBank genome assembly.